AUGUUGUUUGUUUGUAUUAUCAGAAAAUAUUCACAAAUUGCGCUUUGAUUGAUUUCUCUAACAAGCUCUCUCUCUCUGUGGGAAUCCUUCUCUGAAUAUCCCUUGUUCCCUCUUUUUCCUUACCAAUACCAUUCCGUUACUCUAUUUCAGCUCUGCAAGUUUUGGAUUCUCUUCAAUGGCGGAUGAGGGAGGCAGCGAAGUUGCUGGUCCACCGCGCCCUGUGCUUCUCAUAUCUGCUGGUGCUAGUCACUCCGUUGCUCUUCUCUCUGGAAAUGUUGUUUGCUCUUGGGGAAGAGGAGAGGAUGGACAGUUAGGUCAUGGGGAUGCUGAAGAUCGACUCUCUCCUACACAAUUAAGUGCUUUGGAUGGCCAUGAGAUAGUCUCUCUUACUUGUGGAGCUGAUCACACUACUGCUUACUCUGAGUCUCGUGUGGAAGUGUACAGUUGGGGAUGGGGUGAUUUUGGGAGGCUGGGUCAUGGUGAUUCUAGUGACUUGUUUACUCCUCUGCCUAUACAAGCAUUGCAUGGUUUGAAGAUAAAGCAAAUAGCUUGUGGGGACAGCCACUGUCUGGCAGUGACGGUGGAAGGCGAGGUGCAAAGUUGGGGGCGGAAUCAAAAUGGUCAACUUGGUCUUGGUUCCACAGAGGACUCUCUCGUGCCACAAAAAAUUCAAGCAUUUCAGGGAGUAUCUAUCAAAAUGGUUGCUGCGGGUGCUGAACAUACUGCAGCUAUUACAGAAGAUGGGUCACUGUAUGGAUGGGGCUGGGGUCGAUAUGGAAACUUGGGCUUGGGUGACCGAAAUGAUCGCUUGGUUCCUGAGAAAGUAUCUACUGUUGAUAUAAAAAAUCAGGAUGAGAAGAUGGUGAUGGUUGCUUGUGGAUGGCGGCAUACAAUAUCUGUUUCCUCUUCUGGUGGAUUAUAUACAUAUGGGUGGAGCAAAUAUGGACAAUUAGGACAUGGGGAUUUUGAGGAUCACCUUGUUCCUCACAAGUUAGAAGCCCUGAAAGACAGUUUUAUUUCUCAGAUAUCAGGCGGUUGGAGGCAUACUAUGGCUCUCACAUCUGAUGGGAAACUUUACGGAUGGGGUUGGAAUAAGUUUGGACAGGUUGGAGUUGGUGACAAUGUGGAUCAUUGUUCUCCCGUACAAGUUCAAUUUCCCCAUGAUGAGAAAGUGGUCCAGAUCUCAUGUGGAUGGAGACACACACUUGCAGUUACAGAAAGGCAAAAUGUGUUUUCAUGGGGAAGAGGUACAAAUGGACAGCUUGGGCAUGGGGAGUCUGUUGAUCGGAAUCUUCCAAAGAUUAUAGAGGCCCUAAGUGUUGAUGGAUACGGUGGGAAACAGUUAGAAGCCUCAAAAGUUGAUCCAUCAUCAGGUUCUAUUGGAUUUUAUUUUAACAGGGAAAACCUGGGUCUCUCCGACAGAGAGAUAUGCAGUCGUUCCUGAUGAAACAGUCCAGGGGCACGCAGGUGCAGCUGUUCCGGUGAAGGGUAACGGGAGCGAUGCAAGUGUCCCUGAAAAUGAUGUCAAACGGAUACGGUUUUGACAUCCUUGUUUUUCAUCAUGUAACGGGAAUUAUCUCUUCACCUGGCUGCUGAAAUCAUUGCAUCAGCCUUUAUCAACUAGCUAAUCUUACUGACGUGUAAGUGUGCAUUGCCCAGAUUGUAAAUCCUUUUCCUAUUCUUGCAACAUAGUGUGUUUAGUCUUUUAUUUAUAGUAAUUCAGUGUGUUUAGUCUUCUUUUUUCGUCUUUUUGGGAUGGUGUGUUUAGUCUUCUUGAUCUAUAUAGGGAAAUGUAUAUCUAGACCUACUAUAUUUUAUGAUUUUGUUCAAAUGUCAUUUCUAUUUUUCAAUCAAA
This is a messenger RNA of Ziziphus jujuba (common jujube), 1855 nucleotides long. RefSeq names its product ultraviolet-B receptor UVR8. The transcript has 12 exons. Bases 176 to 1444 code for a protein of 422 amino acids. Lineage: Eukaryota; Viridiplantae; Streptophyta; Magnoliopsida; Rosales; Rhamnaceae. The record is from RefSeq and is a predicted model, not a curated record.